AUGGUUUCAUCGCUUCAAAAUCCCACCCACCAUAAUUUUCAUAGUGUGAACUUUAGCAGUGACACUGCAAGUGCUGAUGCUGCUAAAUUUAAGGAUAUUUUUCUUAAGUUCAUUCUUAAUGAAGGUUACAUGCCGGGACAGAUCUUUAAUGUCGACAAAACAGUGCUGUAUUGGAAGCGUAUGCCUGAAUGGUCCUACAUCCACAAAGAGGCAAAAACGAUGCCCAAGUUGAAGACAUUCAAAGAUAGACUGACUCUUCUGCUUGGGGGAAAUGUGACUGGUUAUAAACUCAAGCCAUUCAUGAUUUAUCACUCUGCAAAGCUGGGGUCAUUAGCAAGAAAAGGCAAACAUAUGCUUCAUGUGCAUUACAGGCAUAAUAAGAAAGCACAGAUGACUGCACUCCUAUUCGAAGACUGGUUUAUGCAUUGCUUUAUUCCAGAAGUGAAAGAUUAUUGUAGGGAAAACAGCAUCCCUUCAAAAUUCUGCUGGUUUUGGACAGUGCUCCCUGCUACCCCAGCACCAUUGGAGAUAUUAACAAAAAAUGUAAAAGUUGUGUUUCUACCAUCAAACACAACUUCUCUCAUACAACCUAUGAAUCAGGGUGCAUUGGCUAUGUUCAAGGCCUAUUAUCUUCAGAACAUGUUCUCGCAAGCUGUUGAGGCUAAGGAUAACGAGGACAAAGAGCUCAGAACUUUCUGGGAGGAAUUCAGUGUUCUAAAUGCCAUCCUGAAUAUCGGAAGGGCGUGGAAGGAGGUAACAAAAGAGUGUAUGAAUGGGAUUUGGAAAAAUCUGCUAAAAAUGUAUGUAAAUUCAAUUAAAGGUUUUGAUAAGGAUGGAGCAGUAGUGGAAAUUAAUAAAAAGAUUGUGUCACUUGGGAAAUGUUUAGAUUUAGAACUUGAAGAGGAAGAUAUCCGAAAACUCAUAGAUGUACAAGAUGUAGAGGAUUUAAUUGAAUUUGCAGAAGAGGAAGAAGAAAUUGAAGAAGAGCCAGAGCAAAUGUUUACAAUAAAAGCAAUGGCAGAGGCAUUUGCUUCGAUUGAACACGGAAUGAAACUUUUCAGUAAAAAUGGAUGUGAACUUGGAACAAUUUGCUGA
Messenger RNA from Macrobrachium nipponense, 1095 nucleotides. Its product is annotated as tigger transposable element-derived protein 1-like. Lineage: Eukaryota; Metazoa; Arthropoda; Malacostraca; Decapoda; Palaemonidae. Bases 1 to 1095 code for a protein of 364 amino acids. Gene Ontology annotation, cellular component: nucleus. The transcript has a single exon. Gene Ontology annotation, molecular function: DNA binding. The record is from RefSeq and is a predicted model, not a curated record.